UGCGAUGGUUGUGACACGAAGGCUGUAGAAAAGGGGAAGAGAGAGAGGAAGGGGAAGACAGUGGAAGACAAAAAGACGGAGAGAGAGAGAGAGAGAGAGAGAGAGAGAGAGAGAGAGAGAGAGAGAGAGAGAGAGAGAGAGAGAGAGAGAGAGAGAGAAGGGGGGCGUGCUUUGGACGUGGCAGCGAUGGCGUUCUCCUCGGCCCAACUUCGCCUGAUGUCAGAUUUGAAAGCCAUUCGUCAGGAGCCUCCUGAGGGGUGCAGUGCAAGUCCAGUCAAUGAUGACAGCCUGUUUGUAUGGUCCGCGACUAUCUUUGGGCCCGAUGAGACUCCAUGGGAAGGGGGAAUCUUUUCAUUGCAACUGAGUUUCAGUGAACGAUAUCCGGAGAAGCCGCCAAAGGUCAGAUUCAUAUCUGAAGUGUUUCAUCCAAAUGUUUAUAGAGAUGGAACCCUUUGUAUGGACAUCAUUCAAGAGGCAUGGUCGCCGUGUCACAAUGUCAGCACCAUUCUCACGUCAAUCCAGAGCCUUUUGACUGAUGCGAACCCUUCGAGUCCAGCGAACCCUGAAGCUGCUGAGAUGUAUCUGAACGAUCGGCGGACUUUUAAUAGGAUUGUGCGUCGCUGCGCACAAAAGAGUCUGGAAGCUCCUGUCUGAUUAUAGUAAUAGCCAUUUGGAAUCGAAUGGAAAGCAUAUUCAGGAGAGCCAAUACGGUCAUGUAGAUGGUCUUUUUUUUUUCUUAUCAAGCCUGUCCAUAGCCUGCAGCCAACCAUCUCGAUGGCUCUGGCCAUGUCCCCAUUUCCCCUGCCAGCUUUGCCUGCUCAUUCUCCGCUUCGGGGACUUCGAUCUUUCCGCAUGUGGGACUCAGUGGCAUAUCCUUCAGUGCCAGGGAGAGCAUGUAAUACCCACAAGAAAGAGAGGGAGGGAAAGCAGAAAUGGGGAAGGGUGGUGUGCUUGGGUGUGUGUGUUGGGGGAGGGGGGGGGUGUAAGAAGAAGAAUUAGCAGGAAAGUGAAAUCUGGCUCAGUGACAUUGCUUAGUGCCAGGGAGAGCAUGGAAGCUCCAGAAGAAAAGGUUUGUUGGGGGGAGGGGAGGGGGGAAGGAGAAGAAGAUGUAAGCGGAGAAUGAAAUCUAUGACUGUGACGCAGAAGGGAAGUUGGGGAGGAGGAGGAGGAGGAGGAGGAGGAGCCUGGAGAGUGAUGCUCUGUGCUGCUCUGUCAGGAAAUUUUACAUCGAGACUGCUAGAUUUACACGGUGCUGAACCCAUUUGGAGAUUCUGGAUUUGUCGCUGAUCCACGAAAGAACACUUUUUUGAAGUUCCUUGUGGAAGUUUCGAAGUUGAGCUUCGGCAUAUCUCUAUUCUGGUGAUGCGUUCUUCUGCAUGCCCCAGACAGCCCGUAUUGCCGGAUUUGGCAGAGGGUGGGUUUUGCAAUGACCACAAGAAGCGGCAUGCCGCUUGAGCUUCCCAUGAUUUGAGCUGGCGAUAUCGACUUCGACUUCCUUUUCCUGCUCGGUGAGGGAGUGAUGCGAUCCAUACCUUGAGCAGGCAUAGCUCCUCUGCGCGCUCCCAUUUUAUUUUUACAAUUCAAAACCUCAAAGGUAUUGAUUGGACGGAAGUUACGGAACCCGUUCGCUUGCAGCUUUGUCACUGCAGCGGUGAGGUUGGGAAAGCGCAACUUUUGAGGCCGAUAGUGGAAGCAGGGAGCAAGCAGUCAGCAGAAAGGGCAUGGCAUCACGCAGCUCGAACCUGGUGCUUGUGUGAGAGGUCAUCGCUCAGUUCGCACCUGGUGCUUGUGUGAGCAGGUUGUACGGAAGUCACGGCACUAGAGAGUCUCUCAAGAGUGUGGAGUAAGUCUGUAUUCAUUUGCGCACACGCAAAUGGACAAAAGAAAAAAUUGUGUGCUAUGUGUGCAUGCAUCUAGGCUUAUUUUGUCACAUUCUUACAUUCAUGUCACGUGUAUAUAUUAUUUGGUGCUAGGGGAUUACUACUUCCAUCCGUGUGUAGGUAGUAGCUACUUUGCAGUGUGCAUGUACCUAGGCUAAUUUCUCACAUUCUUACAUUCAUUCAUGUCUGGUGUAUAUAUUAUUGCUCGGUAAUAACUAAUAACUCUUACGUACUAUGGAAUUACUACUGCCGUCCAAGUGUAGGUACUUAAUUACAAAGGACAUCCAUGUGUAGGUACUAUGUAAGUACUACUGUCAUUCAUUCAGAUCAUGUUUUUAAUGUGUGACUAUAUAUUGUCAUAUAUCUAUGAACUGAAAGAGCGCACUUGGCGAUACAAACAGAUAUAUAUAGCCUCCUGAUGAGUCGGUGAAACUCCGACGAAACACUUUGUC
Molecule: messenger RNA, 2332 nt
Organism: Chara braunii
Lineage: Eukaryota; Viridiplantae; Streptophyta; Charophyceae; Charales; Characeae
Source: the annotation of a GenBank genome assembly